CAGCCGACCUAAAUUUGGUGGAUGGAAACCGGAAGUGCCUAAGCAGCGCGCGACUAUUUGGAUGUGGAAACCAAGAUCUGAAAUAGGAGCUCGGCUCGAAGGAGAUGGAUCGGUACCUGCUCCUUGUGAUCUGGGGGGAAGCAAAAGUCCCGUCAGCAGCGGGUGGGGAAGUGGAUCAUGGGCCUGGGAAGUCGUCCGUUGAGGGUACCGAAAAACAGCCGGAUUUAACAGCAGCAAAUGUUUAUCACCUCCUGAAAAGAAGCAUUAGUGCUUCAAUGAAUCCAGAAGAUAGUACUUUUCCUGCAUGUUCGGUAGGCGGCAUACCUGCUCCCAAGAAGUGGUUCUUUGCAGUGCAGGCAAUAUGUGGAUUUUAUCAGUUUUGCAGUUCUCACUGGGAAGAGAUACAUUUUGGUACAGAAAAAGAUGAAAUUGAAGAUGUUCUUCAAACAAAUAUUGAAGAAUGUUUGAGCGCUGAGUGUUUUGAGGAAGAAGAUAGUAAUAGCAGAGAAUCAUUAUCCUUGGCUGACCUGUAUGAAGAAUCUGCAGAAAAUUUGCAUCAAUUGUCUGACAAACUUCCUGCUCCUGGUAGAGCAAUGAUAGAUGUAAUACUGUUGCCUUCUGACAAAGAUCCUCCCAAGUUGAAAGACUGUUUACCUACUAUAGGAGCAUUAAAACAUUUAAAGGAAUGGUAUUCAGCAAAAAUUACUAUAGCAGGAAAUAAUUGUGUAAUAAAUUAUCAGAAAAUUGCAGAAUACCUUUCUGCUAAUGUCAUAUCUUUAGAAGAUCUCAAAAAUGCUAUUGACUCAAAGGAAUUAUGGAGGGGAAAGAUUCAGAUAUGGGAAAGAAAGUUUGGAUCUGAAAUUAUUUUUCCUGAAUUUUGUUUAAAGGGAGUCACUCCUAAGAAUUUUAGUACAUCUACUUUAAAUCCUUGCAUUCUUGCCAAAAAGACAUUACCAUCAAAGGAUAAGAAUAUUUUACCAAAGGUUUUCCAUUAUUAUGGCUCUGCUUUAGAAUUUGUGCAGAUAAUAAAAUUAUCAGAUCUGCCCUCCUGCUAUAUGUCGGACAUUGAAUUUGAAUUAGGGUUGACACAAAACAAUACCAAACAAAAUUCCAUGUUGCUAUGGGAGCAGAUUUCUUCUCUGCGUGGCAAGGUUGGUGCUCUUUUUGUAUUGCCAUGUACUAUUAGUAACAUACUUAUUCCACCUCCCAGCCAACUCAGUUCAAGAAAAUGGAGAGAAUAUAUAGCUAAAAAGCCUAAGACAAUCAGUGUUCCAGAUGUUGAAGUGAAAGGUGAGUGCUCCAGCUAUUACCUCCUGUUACAAGGUGCUGGCAAGAGAAAAUGUAAAGCCACCUUGAUUCACUCAGCCAACCAGAUCAAUGGCUCAUUUGCACUCCGUUUCAUUCAUGGAAAGAUGAAAGCAAAGACAGAAGAAGCCAAACUGAGCUUUCCUUUUGACUUCUUGUCACUUCCACAUUUUUCUGGAGAGCAACUUAUACAGAGAGAGAAACAGUUAACUAAUGUCCAGGCUUUGGCUUUGAAAGAAUGUCUGAAAAGGAGAAAGUUGGCAAAGCAGCCUGAAGUAGUUUCUGUUGAUGAACUCAAAAAUCUGUUAGUACUCACAAGGGAACACUUUGUAGAUCAUUUUGAUGCUUUUCUUCCUAAAACAAUUUCAAUAAAGACAGACAAAAUUAAAACCUCCGAUAUGUCAAAUGACAUCAGUUCAGUGGAACCUGGUUCUUCAAGUCUAAUGGAAACCAAUCCCCUGGAAUGGCCAGAAAGGCAUGUUCUUCAAAAUUUGGAAAGUUUUGAAAAAGCUAAACAAAAAAUGAGAACUGGUUCAUUACCUCGUUCAUCUGAACAGUUGCUGGGCCACAAAGAGGGUCCACGGGAUUCAGUCACCUUAUUGGAUGCUAAGGAAUUGCUGAAAUUCUUUACUUCAGAUGGAUUACCAGUUGGAGAUCUUCAACCUUUACAGAUUCAAAAAGGGGAAAAGACUUUUGUUCUGACACCGGAACUUAGUCCUCGGAAACUUCAGGGUUUACCUUUUGAAAAAGCCUCAGUAUGUCAUUAUCAUGGAAUUGAAUAUUGCUUGGAUGACCGAAAAGCACUAGAAAGAGACGGGGGAUUUUCUGAACUUCAGUCUCGUCUUAUUCGUUAUGAAACCCAGACCACCUGCACCAGAGAGGGUUUUCCGGUGCCCACGGUGUUGAGCCCUCUUCCAUCACCUGCAGUCUUGUCAGAGCCUGGAAGCGUCCCUGACGGAGAAGCUCCACAGAGUGAGCUCCGAACUGAAGUGUCUCGAUUGAAAAGGAGAUCAAAAGAUCUAAAUUGCCUUUAUCCCCCCAAAAGACUUGUGAAGUCUGAAAGUUCAGAUUCUGUUCUUUCUCAGACAAGUGGCAGCACUAAUCCUCAUCAUCAUGCAGUGACGUCCAGAAAACCACGAGCAGAGCGAUCAUUAUCUGUGACCUGUCCAUCUGUUCCAGUUCUUAGCAAUGAAACUUCAAAAGUCACUACAAAAGCCAGUUCUGGUCAAAAAAGUGUGCAUGGAUCAAAAACAUCAAGGCAAAUUAAGGAAUCAAGAUCACAGAAACACACACGGAUACUGAAAGAGGUAGUUACGGAAACCCUGAAGAAACACAGCAUUACUGAAGCUCAUGGAUGUUUCACUGCAUGCAGCCAACGUCUCUUUGAGAUCUCCAAGUUCUAUCUGAAGGAUCUUAAAACUUCAAGGGGUUUAUUUGAAGAAAUGAAGAAAACAGCAAACAACAAUGCUGUACAGGUGAUUGAAUGGGUAUUAGAAAAGACAAGCAAGAAAUAACACAGAAUCUUUCUCUUUGGACAGUUAUAAAUUGGCCAGAGCUGUUAUUUCCUAUUUGUUUCUUUAGUUUGAAAAUUAUAAGCAAAUUUCAAACUUUAUUCAUAGAAUAGAUGUUUUGUCUCUAAAUAAUUUUAUAAAUAUCCAAUAUUUAUAUAGUUUUGAGGAUGCUCAAUUAAUGUGCUUUUUUAAUUGUAUACUUAUUUUACAGUUUCACUAUAUUUUAAUUUUUAAGGUUAAUAUUUUAAAAUAUGUUUUAAAAUCUUUACUCUUGGUUAUUUAUUUCAAUAAAUAGAAAAAGUUACUUCUUUUCUUCUUGGUAAAUGUCUUUGUUGUUAGGCCAGAUAAAAUGACUGAAUCUCAAGUAAGACAUUGCCAGUGGCUUUUCUCAUGUGACACAACAGCAUACUUUAUUGGGAAGUUCCUGGUUUAGAAAAUAUUGGUAAAAACAUUUACGCAGGUAGCUGUCUUCCCUUAGCCCUGCCUCGGGGCCAGUGCUGUUGGAGCUAUUCAUGUUUAUUUGGGAUUAGAAAUGAAGAAAGGGCAGAAAUUGUGAAAAUAAGAUAUAGUGAAAAUGACUAAGUAGAGACUCCCAGAAAACAAGAUCUUUUCUCAUGGUAGAAAAUCUGGAAAAUGCAGAAAAUACAAAACAGAGUAAAAAAAAUUCCAACAUUGCCCCACUAUCUCUAGGUAACCACUGGUAAUAUUUUUAAAAUAUAUAUGUAAUUAUUUUUAAAAUAUUUUAAAAGUUGGAGCCAUAUAUGUGUGUAUAUGUGUGUAUGUGUGUUCAUAUUUGUCUGUGUAUUAAUUUAAUAGCCUGUUUUCCACUUAACAACAUAUCAUGAAUUAUAUAUAUAUAUAUAUAUAUAUAUAUAUAUAUAUAUAAUUUUAAUAACUGUGUAAUAUCAAGGAACCACAAUUUGUUUAACCAGUCCCCAUUGUUAGACAUAAUAGGCUCAAUUUUUCCCUAUUAUAAAUAAAACUGUAAUG
Molecule: messenger RNA, 3806 nt
Organism: Panthera uncia (snow leopard)
Lineage: Eukaryota; Metazoa; Chordata; Mammalia; Carnivora; Felidae
Gene: MTBP
Product: MDM2 binding protein
Exons: 22
Coding region: 105-2819 (904 amino acids)
Biological process (GO): regulation of protein ubiquitination; protein localization to kinetochore; traversing start control point of mitotic cell cycle
Cellular component (GO): kinetochore
Source: RefSeq, a predicted model, not a curated record